This is a messenger RNA of Ceraceosorus guamensis, 1757 nucleotides long. RefSeq lists its product as hypothetical. The transcript has 3 exons. Lineage: Eukaryota; Fungi; Basidiomycota; Exobasidiomycetes; Ceraceosorales; Ceraceosoraceae. The record is from RefSeq and is a predicted model, not a curated record. Bases 251 to 1480 code for a protein of 409 amino acids.
UGGACACUCAGACUUGUUCUGCAAGCGAGCGUUCUGCGUGCAGAAAGCAGAGCGCACCUUGAGAGCUCGUCGCUGUCGAACACCAUCCUCAUCGCUGGCACCUUCGACCAGAAAGCUCUGAGAAUCGUCCCGCACUCCGGACCUCUUGUUGCUGCGAGCGCGCCACCUGCGGGGAACAAUUGCAAGGGGAAGCAAUAAGCUGAUACCAACGACCGUCACUUUUUUCGAUCGAGUCUACGCCUUGUCAGUCAUGCACGAAUCAGUGCGAGGCUAUGCCUCCUCUUCCAGCAAUCUCAUGACUGUCAGCCAAGCCAGAUACGCCAAUAGAUGGCGCUUCGCUCCCACGCGCUGCUGCGGCUUACCGACAGCCAGAACGGCCACGCUGCUGCUCGCCGCCUUGGGUCUGAUCUCCCACAUUCGACUAUUUUCAGCCAUGGGCGCGCUUCAAGAUAGUUUCCCUUCGGUGCCUUUGGCUGCUGCUCGAAAGCCUUCGCUGCUCCCAGUCGCCGUCGCCCCACUUGCGCUCACGACCACUGCGACUCCUGCGCAUGAAGACGCGCGUCGCCCACCACUUCAGUCCUCACCCUUCUUGUCUUCCUCCUCGAGCCACAACACAGCGGCAGCCUCUGCAUCUACAAGCGAGCCGGAAACUUGGGCGUGGCACAAUCUUCUACCGCACUACCAUGCAGCUUCUACCGAGACCUCUCAAAAGCUGCGCGUCAGCCAGACGGCGGAUGGAGGUCGGGAAAGGCGGAAUUGGGACUCUGCUAGAUUGGUGACGAAGACUUUGAGAGUGUACGCGCUGUUGAGUGCAGCUGCUAGUCUUGCCGGUAUUGUUGGCGUGCUCAAGCCCUCCUUGUUCGCCACUCGCAUCUUCGUCCUUUCCUCCUUUCUCGAUCUCUUCCUCUUUACGCUCUCUCUGCUCGCGCUGCUGAUCUUGCUGACCAAUGCCGAGAUCAGAUCGCAGCUUUGCGAGUUCCUAAGCGCCGGCUCCCUCAGCUCGGUGUGGGAUGGCGGCAUGACAGGCAAGAGCGAAGGCGCUGGUGAACCAAGCGCAUGGGAACGGCUCUUGGAAGAGACUUUUACGGAUGAGAAUUGCGACGAUGCUUUCACGAGGGAUGUGAUUCCUAUCGUAAUGUUGGCUAGCUUGCUCUAUACAGCUGUGCGGCUGUAUUGUUUCUUGGUCAUUCACCGCUGGUACAUGCAGCUCUUGCGAGCGCGCAUUCACCACUACUUUCCUUCAUCCUCCGCACCGGGCAUCACCGCAUCCGACUCGCCGCGCAGCAGCAGCUCGCCUCUUCUCGCCUUGCCACCGCGAACAUCCACGAGCAGCAGCGGUCGAAGCAGCACGUAUCCCAGCGGAGACGAAGCUUCGCACGCAAAUGCCGCCUGCAAGCAAUCCAGAUGGCCUUCUGCAUCCAAAUACAGCAGAAGAGGCGACGAGCAGCCACGCAGCUCCAUCGACGAGAAGCUUGCCUAAGCCUCCUCCAGCCUUCGUUCGAAUGGCGUACAGUGCUCAUGUCCACGGCCUACUGGUCACCUAUGGUAUACCCCCAAUUCUUGUCGACAGCUCCUUCAUACUCGUUGCGGUCUUACCAUCACGAUUUAUUUCUUCAAAACAGGUCUCCAGCGCACACAACGAGCCUUGCCAUCGACGAGCAAUUCAAGCAGUACCUUUGCUCAGAAGUGUGCCGGCAGAUCGUUUCGCGCGUCAGACCGUCUCAGGGACCAGCUCGAGAACGGCCUCAAGUAGGCAG